UGUCAAAAUACGCUGAAGGACUGGCGAGUAAUAAUGUUGUCUUUUGGAGAUGAUACGCUCUUUGCUGAUAUAAAUAUUGAAAAAAACAGCAGGGUUUUGCGAGAACGAGAUGGAAAUGAAGACUCGCGGAAGGAAAAUAACUGCCAUGUGGGUGAAAUUGACAAGGACACGUCGAAAUUGUCACAUAUAAAACUAAGUGAAUCUUUCGUAAAAUAUUUCGAAGAUAGCAUCACAUUUUCUAAAAUUAACGGGAGCAAGAACGCAUCCUCGGCAUCGAGUAUUUCGAAAGGAGAUACGAUUCUGUCAUCUCGAAGCCCGCGUGGAAACAAAGGGAGUUUUAAGAUGACCAACUCCAGGGAGAAGCACCUAUGUGGUGUUGUUAACAGUGGGAAGAAAAGCGAUAAAUCUGUACAAAAUCUCUGUAAAAAUGGAUCUCAUGAUAACGUGUGCGAUAAUGUAGUAAGUGGUAGCAGCGUUGAAAUGUCAGCAAGCAUUGAUACCACAUGCGAUAGAGAAAUCUCGAAUAUUAUUCUAUCACGAGCUCUUUGCACCCAGGAAAGAUGUAAACUGGCAUCGUGGGGCUUACCGUCAAAUAUUCUUCAAAAAUACAUCGCUCGUGGAGUAGACCGCAUGUUUGAAUGGCAGAUGGAAUGUUUAUCAAAUCAUCAAGUAAUGCAAGAGAGGAAGAAUCUUGUAUAUUCCGCGCCUACAUCUGCUGGAAAGACCCUUGUUGCUGAAAUCCUGUUGAUUAAAACUAUUUUAGAGAGAAAAAAGAAAGUGAUUUUCAUCUUGCCAUUUGUUUCUGUUGUUAGAGAAAAAAUGUAUUACUUUCAAGAUUUACUGUCUGAUAUUGGAAUAAGAGUAGAAGGAUUUAUGGGAGGAAAUGUACCACAUGGUGGAUUUGCUGCCACUCAUGUUGCGAUAGCCACUAUAGAGAAAGCGAAUUCGCUCGUGAAUCAUUUGAUGGAGGAGAACGAUUUAAGUAGUUUAGGAGCUGUGAUAAUAGACGAAUUGCAUCUCCUGGGUGAUCCUAAUCGUGGUUAUCUUUUGGAAUUACUUUUGACAAAGUUGAAAUACAUGACUGUUCGUAACGACGACAUCAACAUACAACUGAUAGGUAUGUCGGCUACUUUACCAAAUUUAGUUCUAUUAGCCAAAUGGCUAAAUGCUGAAUUGUACAAUACUGAAUUUCGUCCCAUUCCUUUAAAUGAAUAUUGCAAGAUAGGAGACAGUAUAUAUGACAACAAAUUAAACCUUGUCAGAAAAUUAACAGAAUUACCGGAACUGGAACAAGAUGUGGAUAAUAUUCUGCAACUUUGCAUUGAAACGAUAAAGUCCAGUCAUAGUGUGUUGAUUUUCUGUCCUACAAAGAAAUGGUGUGAGAAAUUAGCAGAGCAAAUUGCUGCAGCUUUCUACAAAUUAGGUUGUAAAAAUACAGUGCUCGGAGAGAUGUUACGAAAAGAGAUCAACAAUGUAUUAAUUCAAGAAACUCUGGAGCAAUUAAAGCGCAGCCCAAGUGGCCUGGAUAACAUUUUAAAGAACACGAUUUCGUUCGGCAUUGCAUUUCAUCAUGCUGGACUCACGAUGGAUGAACGCGACAUCAUAGAAGGAUCUUUUAGAACGGGGUCCUUGAGAGUCCUUAUAGCAACGUCGACAUUAAGCAGUGGAGUGAACUUACCUGCACGAAGAGUAAUCAUAAGAUCACCUCUGUUUGGUAACACCCCAUUGAAUACUUUAACUUACAAACAAAUGAUAGGACGUGCUGGCCGUAUGGGAAAAGAUAGUGCAGGAGAAAGUAUAUUAAUAUGCAAACCAACUGAACGUAAUACAGCUUCAUCCUUACUCUCUGCAACUCUGGAUCCAAUUGAAUCUUGUCUUAACGAUUUCACGUUAUUAAUAAGGGCGCUCUUGGAAGCAGUGGCUAGCGAAGUUUUAUAUACAUUGGAAGAUUUAAAACUGUAUAUCAAUUGUACUUUGCUGAGCUUGAGCGAACCAUCUGAUAUACAAACUUUUUCCGACGAAGCAAUAAAGUUCUUAUUGGAUAAUGAAUUUUUAUUAUUACAAACCACGGAACGAGAAACCAGGUGGGUAGCAACACCGCUUGGAAAAGCGUGUCUGGCCGCAUCUAUACCUCCCAGAGAAGGAUUGUUCCUCUUCGAGGAAUUACAGAAAGCAAGAAGGUGUUUCGUUUUGGAUACAGAAUUACAUGUAAUAUAUUUAGUGACUCCACUCUCUGCUGGAUGUCAGAUUGGAACAGUCGAUUGGAUGGUAUUUCAUGAAUUAUGGAACACCAUGUCGGAAAGCGAGCGCAGAGUUGGAAAACUCAUUGGAGUGGAAGAACGUUUCGUCAUGUCAGCUAUUAAAGGAGUCAUUAAACCUGGAAAAUCGUUAAAUAUACAUAGAAGAUUCUACAGUGCAUUGGCGUUGCAUGAUUUAGUUAAGGAAGUUCCACUUCAUGUAGUUUGCAAAAAAUAUGGAUGUUGUCGAGGAGUUUUGCAGACCUUACAACAGUCUGCUUCUACAUAUGCAGGUAUGGUCACGCAAUUUUGCAAGCAAUUGGGCUGGGAUUGCAUGGAAUUAUUAGUGAGUCAAUUUCAAACGAGAUUGCAAUUUGGCGUCUGUAGAGAAUUGUUAGAUUUAUUGCGCCUGCCAAUGUUAAACGGCUUGCGAGCAAGAAGUCUGUAUAAACAAGGAAUAACAUGCGUAGCGGACUUGGCUGUUGCUAAUGAACUUAAUGUCGAACGCGCGCUUUACAAAGCUCUUCCUUUCGAAAGUGAAAAAGAAUAUGAAGGAGAAUAUGCGUUUGAUGCAGAAAAAAGAAAUAAAAUGAGGACAGUGUUUGUCACUGGAAGAGAUGGUCUCACACCACAACAAGCUGCAGUUUUAUUAGUUCAAGAAGCAAGGAUAUUAGUUCAGAAAGAAUUGGGACUCGAGCAACUACCAUGGGAGCAAAAUGAGCAGCAAUCUCUGCAGAUAAAUACGCAUUUAGAAGUUAAAGCUACACCCGACACAACAGAAGAAAUUACGAGAGAAUUAGAUGCAAAAAAUUCAAAAUCUAUAGAAACGUUCAUAGACUCCAAAUACGAAAAACCUGCAAGUGACGAAAAUCAAAGGGAUGAUAAUUCAAAACUUAAUAUCUUCAAAGAAACUGAUGAAAGUAAUAUGCCUGACAAAAGAAAAACGAUUCAAUCGAACAAUCAGCAUUUAAAUGGAGCAAUUUUAUCACAAAAAAUCUCGAAAGAUGAAAAAGAUUCUGUUUCUCUCGACAUAAACAUUUCCGAUGUAGUACUUAACGAUGAACGAUUAAAUAUUUCUGAUAUAGUAACUAAUCAUGAAGGACCAAAUACUUGUAAAGGAAAGAAAAAUUCUCUCACAACCGAUAGUAGCAGCAAGAUCAAGAGAAGAAGCAAUAAUACAGAAGAAUCCAAGCAGCAUGUUGAUGAUAUACCUAAUAAGAAGUCAAAGACUUUUAACGUGGAUGAAGUAAAAAGUAAUGGCGAGAAUUUGAUAGAGAAAAACGCAACAGAAUCCAGUAUAAAUAAAGACAUUAAAUCGCCGUAUUCAAGGAGUCCGAGUUUGUUCGACGAUAGUUUAAAUCUCGACACCCAAACCUGCGAUCUUCUCGAGCAAAACAUCAUGGAUAUCGCAUACAUAUCGGAAUUAGAUUCUAAAUUGUUCGCAAGCGAUUUGGAUUUGAAAAAAUCCAGUUCAGAAGUCGGCGAGAAACAAUUGCGAGCGAAAACUGACGAAAAUAAUGUAAACAAGCUCCUGCAAACUAGAGACAGCGUGUUAUCCUGGGGCGACGAUUCAUGGAAUAAUUCCGAAAAAGUGUUCAAGCAAAUAAUCCAAGUGGCUAGUGAUCAAAGUAGCAAGAAGGAAAUAUCUGCUGCGGCAAAAAUUAAAAAUAUCACAGAUACAAAUGUAUCCGUCACACCAAAAAGUACAAAAACUUGCGUGUCAAACGGUGAUAAAGAAAGCCUGCGUAAAACAAACCUUAUUAAAAAACGUACUGCUUUAAUUGAAGAAAAGGUGGAACCGUGGAAACCCAAAUUGCCUAAAGUGGCGAAAGUGGAGUCUCCCAUAACAAGCAUAAUCAUUAACGAGAGAAAGAUGUCCGUGGAGUCGAACAAAUCCGAUUCGGAUGACAUCAUCGUCGGCUCGCAACAAAUCGAGUCCCCUCUCUGCGAUAGUAAAAAUCGAACAAGAACAAAAUUGGAAAAAAUACGUAAAUUGCGCUCCCAGAAAAUGACUGAGGAUACGUUAACGGAGAUAAAUGAUCGUUCGAACUCUACUGUAAACGGGGUGUCGAAUGACAAACCGGAUGAUCAAACGAAGCCGAAAUUGAAAGAAACUUUGGAACAAAAUUUCUCUCCGAAUUGCAGCGCAGAUAGCAUUGUGUAUAAUUCGGAAGAUGAGACGACACUGAAAUCUGUUUCGAGGACGAAGCAGGAGACGCAAUCGAGGCUGAACAAAAACGUAAAAUCCGAGAUAGAAGCCGCGGAAGAUUUGCCAAACGAAACGAUAAAUUGGAACGUAUUGAAUAUCGUGAAAGUCGCGGACAAUAGAGCGACUUUUAAUCUGUUCAAACGAGUUGUGUUGAAAAAGCGAAACAUCGCGUUAGCCCUGCAUUGCGAUACAUUCGUGGACAAUGCAAAUAGUAUAGGUUCGAAAAUUUGCGUUUCGUCCUCCAACGCAGAGGGAAAACGAAAGUCUAGAAAAUCUGCGAAUUAUGCUCACGGAAAGCUGGAAAUUCGCGGUGCCGCGAUAUCCUGGGAAAGCAAUAUUGCAUAUUACCUCUCUUUUAGUAAUUUAUCAGUCUCCAGAAAAGAACAAAUGACUCUAUUGAAAGAGUUAUUCGCCGAUACAGAUUUAUAUAUGAAAUGCUUUGCGACAAAAGAUAUAUAUAAAGCCUUAUAUCAGUGUUGUGGAAUCUCUGCGAAAUGUAGAUUUCUGGACCCAAUAAUUGCACAUUGGUUAUGCACUAAUGAUUGCGAGAAAUCUUUCAAUGAAAUGGUAACCCAAUACUUUCCCCAAGGAAAUUUCAUAAUGAACCGUACAAAUUGUUGUUACUGGUCGGGUCCUGGGAUGGAUGUGCACAAUUCUUUACCAGGCGAAUAUAGAUCAGCAGCAGAAGCUGUGUUAACGUGGCACAUGAUGGACAACGUCAUGAAUAAAUUAGAAGAACUUAAUCCUGCUCUACUUUACACAUUUAGAGAAGUAGAAAUGAGAACUGUAACACUUUUAGCUUGUAUGGAAUUAUCAGGCAUUAACGUAAAUAUAAAAUCGUUGGAAGAAUUGUCAUUGGUUACUUCAAACGAAAUGCAAUCUUUAGAAAAGAAAGCUUACCAUUUAGCAGGCAAAAAAUUCAAUUUUUCAUCAUCUAAGGAAGUUGGCCAGGUGUUGGGCUUAUAUAAAGAUAAGAAAGUCAGUACAAGUAAGGCCGUUUUGGAAAAAUGUGAUAAUCCAAUAUCGAAUCUGGUGAUUUCAUGGCGAAAACUGAGUGCAACAAAAACAAAAAUUAUCCAGCCAUUAUUACAUUUGGCCCAAAAGGAUCCUCGUAUUCAUGGUAAUUGCAUUACUUGUACAGUGACAGGAAGAGUUUCGAUGCACGAACCAAAUUUGCAGAAUGUACCAAAGGAUUUUGGUUUCUCAGAUAAUAAUUUCGUGCUAAGCGUAAGAAUGGCGUUCGUGCCGGCCUUGGGUAACAUAAUGCUGUCCGCUGAUUAUUGUCAACUCGAAUUACGUCUCUUGACUCACUUUUCGCAAGAUUCAAUUUUGUGCGAAAUUUUGAAACAACCGGGCGAUAUUUUUAAAAAUAUCGCUGCUAAAUGGAAUAAUGUACCAGAAGAAGAGGUGACAGUGGAGAUGCGACAGCGCACCAAACAAUUAUGCUACGGCAUGAUUUAUGGCAUGGGGGUGAAAUCCUUAGCUGAGAAUCUUUGUGUGAGUGAACCAGAAGCUCAGGAAUUUUUAGAAUCUUUUAUGAACACGUAUCCCGGUAUAUAUAAAUGGUUGGAUGAUGUAUUAGAAGAAGCGCAUCGUGAUGCAUACGUGACAACGUUAUUGGGAAGACGCAGACAGCUUCCCGAUUUAAAAAAUACAAAGUCAUCCGUAAGAGCACAAGCGGAACGACAAGCUGUAAAUACAAAGGUACAGGGUUCCGCAGCAGAUAUAGUAAAGAAAGCUAUGAUAAGUAUAGAAGAGAGAAUAAGAUGCAAAUUUCCGGAUUCGGCUAUUAUAUUUCCAGAGGUGCAGACUCGCAAACUACGAAGCAAUAGUCGAGAUAUGCAACAAAGAGGUGCUUACUUAGUUUUACAGUUGCACGAUGAAUUGUUAUACGAAGUAAAUUUAGCAGAUCUGACAGAAGUCGCUGAAAUAAUCAAAGUAUCAAUGGAAAAAGUAUGCCAACUUACUGUGCCAUUGCCAGUAAAAAUCAAAGUUGGACCUGCUUGGGGUGAUUUAACCGAUUAUUAAUUUUAGCAGAAGUUUCUAAUCUAAAAUAAUUUUUUUAAAUCGAUAUUUUUAUAUAUAGAUUUUUUUGUACAAUUGAUCAUGAUGCAGUAUUUACGAAUUAUGUUAAUAUUUAGUAGAUAUAUUUGACAUAUUUAUCUUUUAUAUUUGUGAGAAUUGUAAAUAUUCUAGAUCGUUUAUCUCAAUUUAUAUUAUUUACACGGUAUAUAUUAUUUUUA
Messenger RNA from Nylanderia fulva, 6689 nucleotides. NCBI's taxonomy places the organism in Eukaryota, Metazoa, Arthropoda, Insecta, Hymenoptera, Formicidae. The record is from RefSeq and is a predicted model, not a curated record.